Messenger RNA from Trametes versicolor FP-101664 SS1, 1742 nucleotides. RefSeq lists its product as uncharacterized. The record is from RefSeq and is a predicted model, not a curated record. The transcript has 6 exons. Bases 1 to 1077 code for a protein of 358 amino acids. NCBI's taxonomy places the organism in Eukaryota, Fungi, Basidiomycota, Agaricomycetes, Polyporales, Polyporaceae.
AUGUCUGCGCUUGGUAUCUGCUCCCUACCAAUGGAUACUAUUUUCUGCAUUAUCCAAGACCUCACCUCGUGUCAAGCAGAGUCGGGUGUCACCCAGCGUCGACAUCUGCUAUCCCUAGCUCUGACCUGUCGAUUCCUGAGCGAGCCCGUCCUCGACACCAUGUGGCACACGCUCAGGUCGCUUUCCCCCCUUCUGCGUACGCUACCCGAGGAUCUCUGUACAGUGGUACCGCUUACACUCCAGAGUGCACGCGUCGAGUCUGUCCCUUGGUAUCAGCUUGUCUUUCUUCGGGCCCCAGCCGUGCAUGAUUUCAAGCGCUUCUUCACGUACUCCAAGCGUGUCAAGAAAUAUACCGGAGCCGCGUACCGGCACGAUCCUCGACUCUCCGUUGUCUGCGAGGAUGCCUCAUUACCGCCCCCCGACCUCUUGGAGACGCUCUGCACUGCAAUCAGCGAACUCCCCUCUGCGCGCUCCAUCGAGGAGUUGAUCAUAGGUCUGGGUCAGCGAAUAUUGAUCCCGCGCGAGGUCUCGCUGGAAGCGCACUACCGGGGCGCAUUCGUUCUGGACGAUCUCGUGCUCGAAUGCGCUGCGACGGGCUGGCCCCAUAUCAAGAAGCUCGUCUUCGGAUGGCAGGUUAGCAAUGGCGACACGGGAGGCCCUGUUCAAAAUAGCAAACUGCCCGAGGUGACGCUCGCAGGCCUCCUCCAUCUCACUCGCCGGUGCCCCAAGUUGGCAGAGCUCGCCCUUGCUGUAGAUAUGCGCACCCUGCCGGGCAGCUGUCGGGAUCUCGAGUUCGCGCGCUCCCUGCCGGUGCCUCUGGAGGGGCCUGCAGUGCCUGCUCUGCAUCUUUUCAACAUUACCGGCUCCGUGUUGGAGGACUACUCGGACACAGGUGUUGCGUCGUUCAUCUCUCUGGUCUUCCCGCGGCUCCGGUGGAUGUCGCACGAUCUCGACCUGAUGCAGACACCAUGGUCGGGGUUCUUGGACCUCCAUGCGUGCAUACUGGCUAUCCGGUCGCAGGAGAGAGCGUGGGGACUGUCGCAAGGGAAGCGGUUUUGCACGACGAAUUCGGUGUAGACCAGUUUUGGACCCUGUGAAGUCCGCGCUGCAAGAGCUCGACACCGUGCUGGGGGCGUGCUUGGGACCUGACAUCGCGUCGGAUGCUAAUGUCCGGUGGAUUGUGCUGGAACUCCUGGUGUGCCUGGUGCUGGUGUGCGCGCAGGAGAGGACGUACGGCUGAAGGAAGGAAAGCCGUGGCGCGAGCCUACCUCAGAGGCGUAGCGAACACCGUACACACGCCGUGGACGGAUGAGGGCUGGUGUUGUUUCUUCUGCCCGGGAGCACCCGCCCCAUUGUCCUAAUUCGGUUUCGCAACUCUCUGACAAACCGCCAUCUGCCCUCUUCAGGAUGCUACGCCUCUUGUCAAUGAGCUGGCUAGGUCUUCGCCCGUUUCCGGCGGCUCAGUCCCCUGUUCUGCGCAGGUCAGCGGGCACGCAUGGCUAUGACAUGUCACACAGCUGCGGAGAAGCGGGGAUCUGUUCCACGAGGCGGUCACGCCGAAGUGAUAACUUGUGCCUCCCGACGCCACUGAGCCACUUGCAUACCCAGUGGCACCAAACGGUAGCUUGACCUUUUCUUUCCCUCCCAAGCGGGUGCCAGCUGCACUUCCAGAUAUUGUCUCAUUACCCGAAAAUAUAGCAUUAUGGAUGCCAAAGGUCGGAUCAUGGCAGUACCGUCCACCA